AUGGAAUUAAAUAGAAUACAGUGUCCUUGUUAUUUCGAAAAGGGAUUCAACUGGAGAGGUGUGCGCGGAGACAACGCGAACAGUCUCCGCCUCGUUAUGCGCCGCUUCAAAUCUCCUGAUAACAAACCACGGGUUAAGCACGCGUCCCGAAUAAACUUUUAUUUGCUAGAAUAUUGGAAAACUUGGAUAUUAUAUUUGACCACGCCAAACCCAUCAAAUAUGAUUCCACCUCCUAACAUUGAAGAACGUCACGUCAAAGAACUGCUGCUAUGCGGACCUGGACCGUGCAAUUUGCUGCCGUCUGUGCGGCAAGCAUUAACUGGACCAAUUUUGUCUCCGAUAUGCGAUGAGUACUUUGAUAUUAUGUCCGAUAUACGAAUCGGCUUGAAAUAUGCGUUUCAAACGAAAACGGAGUUAAUCCUCGCUGUGAGUGGAUCAGGACACAGUGGGAUGGAGUGUAUCAUCACCAACCUCCUUGGUCCCAAAGACACGCUCUUGAUCGCCAAGAGAGGCAUUUGGGAUCUACGAGCUGAAACUAUCGCAUAUAAACACGGUAUACCCACAUAUAAAACAGAGGUGCCUAUAACUGCCACGUUCAGUUUCGAGCAAAUUGAAGCUGAACUGAAGAGAUUAAGACCGACAGCCCUUUUCAUCACCCAUGGGGAUUCAUCUACGGGUACCGUCCAAAAAUUGGAAGGUCUCGGGCACAUCUGUCACAAAUACGGUACGCUACUACUAGUUGAUACUGUAGUAUCACUCGGUGCAGAGCCAUUUUUUAUGGACGAAUGGGAAAUAGACGCAGUCUACACGUCAACGCAGAAGGCAUUUAGUGGUCCGGCCGGCAUCGCUCCAGUUGCAUUUAGCGAACUUGCCCAACAGAAGAUAAACAAUCGCACUCACGAGCCGCCAUUUUACUUCGAUAUUAAACUACUCGCGAGGCAGUGGAAUUGCUUUGAGAAACGGAAAGAAUAUCACCACACUUUGAGCCCUCCGCUAAUUUGGGCACUAAGAUGUUGUCUGAUCGAACUGUCAAAAGAAACUCUACAAAGAGCUUGGGAUCGACAUGCAUCCACCACUGCACUAUUCCACAAAUUCCUCAAAGAAUUGGGCUUCGAGUUCCUCAUACCUAAGCCAGAGGACAGACUCACCACAGUGACCACAGUAAAGGUUCCAAGUGGGUGCAGCGAACAGGAUUUCUUGAAAUAUAUCAGACAGAAACACGGAAUAGUUAUCUUCGGUGGGCUGGGCCCAACAGUGGGAAAAGCAUUGCGCGUUGGUAUCAUGGGGGUCAACUCGACACCAGCAAUAGCAGACAGAGUUGCUAAAGCAAUGGCUGACACAGCAAGAGGUUGUACGAAGAGUAAAAUUUGA
Molecule: messenger RNA, 1371 nt
Organism: Leptosia nina
Lineage: Eukaryota; Metazoa; Arthropoda; Insecta; Lepidoptera; Pieridae
Source: the annotation of a GenBank genome assembly